This is a messenger RNA of Haliaeetus leucocephalus (bald eagle), 2588 nucleotides long. Its product is annotated as tetraspanin-3-like. Gene Ontology annotation, biological process: protein maturation; protein localization to plasma membrane; regulation of vascular endothelial growth factor signaling pathway. The transcript is spliced from 7 exons. The record is from RefSeq and is a predicted model, not a curated record. Bases 736 to 1479 code for a protein of 247 amino acids. Gene Ontology annotation, cellular component: membrane. Lineage: Eukaryota; Metazoa; Chordata; Aves; Accipitriformes; Accipitridae.
CGGCGGGGCCGUAAUGGCGGCGUGAGGCGGAUCUGGGCCCGGGCCUGGUACCCCGCCCGCACACGCUGUGCCACCGCUCCCGGGCCGCAGGCGCCGUGUGGGCGCCGAGCUGUGAGGUCGCAGGUCCUUCGAGGGUGGUAGAGCGUACAGGGCCCCGUCCUUGCCGUGGAUCAGUCAGGGCCCUACAGAGCCCAGGCCCUGGUGCCCCUCGUUAGUGUAACGUUACCUCGCUGGGAAGUGCUGGUGGCGUCUGGUGGGAGCAGCGGCUGGCACGGAUGGGUACGAGAGUGAAAACGUUUUGAGUUAAUAAGCGCAUAAAAGGAAGAACGAGUUUAAUGGUGAGAAUGUGUCCCCAGGUUGAUGGUAAAUGUGUGAACCCCACAGCAUCAGCUCCCUGGUCACGACGAGCAGGCCCCUCGUAGAGACCUCCUGCUAAUGGACAGGCUCCGGAGCUUCCCCAGGCUGGAGGAAAAUGGGGAAUAAAACAUUGGCUGUGGAUCAGUGAUUGCUUCAAGUUCAUCGCCCACAAAAAAAGUCACAGGAAAAAGCUGUUGGUGAAGCUAUGAAGCCCAGGAACACUGAUAACUGCCAACAACCUUGCUUUCUUGCAGAUAAUUGGGACUUGGCUGAUAAAUUAUAAAAAUGAUCCAACAGAAGAAAGGUCAAUGUUUAAAGCUGACUGUAAAGCUUCUCAUCCAACUGAAAUCAGCACUGCAAUUACUGUAGGUACCAGUGAUGGGAUCCUUGCACGAUCAAAGCAAGCCGUAUGAUACACAGGAUUUAUGCGCUGGGGCAGCAGCAGCAGGUCUCAGCUAUGUUGGGGCAUAUGUCAUUAACACCUACAAGAGCUACGACAACUUUCUGCAGGACAAGUAUGCUCUAUUGCCAGCCGUGAUCAUUAUUUGCAUCGCUGUGGUAAUGUUCAUCAUCGGGUUGAUCGGCUGCUGUGCCACCUUCCGGGAGUCUCGAGUUGGUCUAGGGGUGUUCUUGGCCAUUAUCCUGGUUAUCUUUAUUGCAGAAGUAUCUGCUUUUGUCCUGGGAUUUGUUUACAGGGAAAAGGUAAAAACUGAUGUGCAAGGCACAAUGCACUCAGUCUUUGAGAAGUAUGAUGGGAAAAAUCCGGAGUCUGCUGUUGUGGAUUACUUGCAAGAGCAGCUUCAUUGUUGUGGGGUAAAGAACUACAGUGACUGGACAACCACGCAGUGGUUUAAUUCCACCGGUAACAACAGUGUCCCUCUGAGCUGCUGCAGGCAAGAUAUGAAGAACUGCACGGGCCAUCUGGAUCAGCUACAGGAACUCAAUACACGGGGCUGUGCAGAGGAGCUGGAGUCUGGGCUGCAGAGUGUUAUCAGCUAUGCCAUGCUUGUAAUCCUGGGGUUUGCCAUUGUAAAGUUCUUCGGCAUGCUGAGUGUCUGUGUGCUUACUUGCAAAAGAGAAGACCGUGGAUAUCAGCCUCUUUACUCAGGGGUGUUUGCUUAAUAAAAUGCAAAGAUCACUUUUCUUUUGCUUCCUGAUGAUAAAAUAGACUUGUAAAGAUGAACGCUAAAGGACAAUUUAUGACCUUCGUGCUAAAUAUUUUGUGUAUAUGAAACAGAAAGAACACUGUGUAUUGAUUUGGGAAAGUUUCUUGCAGGUGAUGUGAAAUGACAAUUUCAGUAUUCAGUGAUCUGAAGUAACGUACCCUGAUCUUACAUACCACAGCUUUCUGUAAGGUUGUUGUACAGUUGGAUUUGCGACUUUAGAUAGCACCAGAUGGUGUAAUAGACUCCAGAAAGAAUCUUAGUUCUGCAGGUCUUUCCCCUUGAAACAUGCAGAAGAAAUGUUAUUUUUAGUCACUAAACUGAUUGAGACCACAGGAGGGGUUUCAGCUGUCUGCACAAACAUCAGAUGAUUCCCAUGGCAUGGUUAAACAGCAAAAGAAACUUUUGAAUGCCAUGUUUAAAUAUUCUUCAUAAGCAUGGGGAGUUAGAAUAAGUUUUCUCUAUAUCUGAUAGUGUUUCUGCAUUUUUUUUCACUCCUUUUUAUGGUCAUAUGUUAUAAUUCAGUUUGCUGCAGAGGUGGUUAGUGCAAGACAACCCCAUGUUUAAAGUCUAGAACAGACAUUUGAGUUGUUUUUCUGAAGCAGCUAGCAAAUGUGAACAAUUCCAGGUUAGGAGGGGAUGUGUGUUUUGAGCUUUUUGGGCUCGGGACAUCUCUCUUUGGCUUGGGUUUUUUGUCUUUCUUUUAAUUAUUAUUUUUUGACAUUAAGAAUUGCUUAUGAAGCAGGGCUUUUCAAAUUUUCUUUUUCCUCCUUUUACUGAUGCUUUUAUGGUUUGUCUACACAAAGACAGGCUAUGUCUCUGUGUUUAAUGUAGAGGUUGCGAGAGUUUCUGAGAUGAAUACAGGCUGGAAGAUGGGAGUCACAGGACACGUUGGCUCGGUGUGGUUGUGUAGACAGGACUGCUGGAGGGGUUAGUGCAGCCGUCCCUGUGCCACUGAAGGUCUGACCGCUUUUCACCGCUAAAAAUAUUAAGAUGAUGCCUUCUUGUACCGAGCAAUUUCAAUAACCUAUUGUCUGGACUCCUUGUUUGCUCGUUUUUCCGUUCUCC